Micropterus salmoides (largemouth bass) is the source of this 3284-nucleotide messenger RNA. RefSeq names its product MAGUK p55 subfamily member 7-like. Lineage: Eukaryota; Metazoa; Chordata; Actinopteri; Centrarchiformes; Centrarchidae. The coding region runs from base 1 to 1824 and encodes 607 amino acids. The transcript is spliced from 17 exons. Gene Ontology annotation, cellular component: plasma membrane; cell-cell junction. The record is from RefSeq and is a predicted model, not a curated record. Gene Ontology annotation, biological process: protein localization to adherens junction. Gene Ontology annotation, molecular function: protein binding.
AUGGUAUGGACAGUGUCUGGCGUGUGCAGGCUGCUAUCAUCUGUGAUGUCUGGAACAGAGUCUCAUACAGACAGAGAGGAGGACUACAGGUUCCUCCACAGCAUGUUGAUGGAGAAGAAGCUUCACCUGCUCUUCAAGAUCCACGAGCGUCUGAAGCGUUUUGAGAAGCGAAGCCCCAUCCCCGUCCAAGAGCACGCGGCGAGUCUGGCCACAGAUUUGGCGGAGGAGCUGAUAUACCAAGGCUGGAGAGAUGAAGUUAAAGAACUGCUUGCCCUCUUUUCCAAACCCUACUUUAAGAGUCUCCUGUCUGUCCAUGACGCAGUCGCUCAGAGAGACUUCGAGCCUACACUGCCGCCAAUACCUGAUGAAGUACUGGAGGAGGACGAGGAUUCAGUCAAAAUUGUCAGUCUGGUCAAAACCAAAGAGCCCCUGGGGGCAACAAUUAAGAGGGAUAAAUCCAGUGGGGCUAUUGUUGUGGCGAGGAUCAUGAGAGGAGGUGCAGCUGAUAAAAGCGGCCUGAUCCAUGAAGGAGAUGAGCUGAAAGAGGUGAAUGGAGUCUCACUGGAGCACAGGAAGCCAAAGGAAAUCCUUUCUUUUCUGGCUCGUUCUCAGGGGGAAGUUACAUUCAAAAUCAUUCCUGCUUCCUCCAAGGAAGAAAUGUCCAAUCGAAUUGAAUCGAAUGAAAAGAAGUUGUUUUUGCGGGCUCUUUUUGACUAUGAUCCUAACAAGGAUCCCACCGUUCCAUGCAAGGAUGCAGCAGUAGCCUUUAAAAGGGGCGACGUCCUCCAGAUUGUCAGCAUGGAGGAUGACACCUGGUGGCAGGCCCGUCACCUCGGGGACUGCAACACCAGGGCAGGGCUCAUCCCCUCGCAGCAGCUCCAUGAGAGGAGAGUUGCACUACAGCGACCUAAAAUCCUGUUCAAACCUCAGCGAGUCAAACCACCAGUCAUGGAGGAUGUAGACUACGGAGCUAUAACAGGGAUCCACAUUGCUGGUUUAAGAAGGAGUUUCCGACUCGGGAGAAAGAGCAGUCUGGCCAGAGAAGCUGCUCGGUCCAGAAGGUGGAGCACAGUGGUACACGGCUCAAUACGGCCCCAUACCUACAUUGAGGUGAUCCCCUACCACAGAGAACCCAAGGGGCAACACCGUCUGGUCAUUCUGGUUGGACCCAGCGGCGUUGGCGUUAAUGAACUGAAGAGGAGGCUCCUGAUAUCUGACCCUGACCACUAUGGCGUCACUGUACCGUACACCACACGUGAGAAAAGGAGGCAGGAGAAGGAAGGGGUGGAUUAUCAUUUUGUAUCACUUCAAAUGUUUGAAGAGGACAUUCUCAAUCAUAGGUUUAUAGAAUAUGGGAGAUAUGGUGGACACUACUAUGGAACAAGUCUACACUCUGUGCACAGAGUGAUGGCUGAGGGCAAGGUGUGCCUCUUGGAUGUGCACCCUACUAAAAUACAGCAUGUGUACACAUCUGAGUUCAAACCUUACGUGGUGUUUGUGAAGCCCCCGCAUAUUGAGGAGCUACGCCUCACUAGACGAAAAGCUAAAUUCAUCUGCGAUGAAGAGAACAAGAACUCAGUCAAGAUCUUUUCAGAGGAGGAUUUUGAGGACAUGAUUAACUUGGCUGAAAGCAUGGAGAGCCAGUACGGUCACUUGUUUGACAAGGUGAUCGUUAAUGGAGACAUCGCUGUGGCAUUCAGAGAGCUGAAGGACGACCUCAAGAAGAUAGAAGAGGCAGAAGUCCAGUGGAUUCCUGCAGAGUGGAUCUGCUCCUCACCAACAAAAGCACGGAGAAGUUGUGGUCAUUUGGACAGCUGGAUUUGAACUUUGAACUCACAAAGAAACAAAGAAAGAAACAUCCAUUCUUAAUUGCAUGUAUAAUAUAAAGUUUAAAUUAUUGUCAUAUUUUAAAUAUUUUUUCCAUUUGUGAACAAUUCCUGUGAUUACCACAGCUUUCCAUACUGUCCCUUAGUGUGUAUCUAAUCUGUCCCCCUCUCUCUCCCUCCAUCUGUGUCAGAGCCAGUUUUUUUGUUGGCAUUUGGCUGAAGUAACGUUGACUUACAGGAUGGAGAGGAAGCAGAAAAAAAGGAACCUCUCCAGAGCUUGUGGCUGAGUGUAAUCCUUCCCUGCCAAGUCGCAAACAUCAGCAUGUAAUUAUUCUGACAGCUGCUGCACUUCAAUUAACUGUAAUGUACACCAGAGAAAUAUUAUUAGUAGCAGGCAGGGGGGCAUUUUGCCAACAAAAUGCUGUACAAAAUAGGGACAAAACAAGAUAACAAUCAAUUAGACUAUAGAUAAUUCUGUUUCAGAAUUGUACUAGAGAAGUUGAUGUUUUACCCAAUUAGAAUUAUUGUAAUAGACAUUUUAGUAUUAGCUGUUGAAUAUGUAAGGAUUGAAUUUUUGUAUUUGUCUGCACCCUACACUGAAAACUUUCUCCAUUAUGGAACUUUAAAUGUGAAGAGGUCUUUUUUUUUAAUACAAAAACAUAUUGAGACAAUUAAAAGUAAUUGGCAGAUCCUCACCAUUAGUGACACUCCAUUAACAAAUACUCAUAUUUGAGCAUCACAUCUUCCUGUCGGGUACGAGUCUACCGUUCUUGACACAAGCUGCUUAAUGUAAGUCCUUUUACAUUCACGCUGUUUCCUUAGUCUUUUUUGGACACUGUGCUCAAUUGGGUGUGAAGGAGUGUUAAUGUGUCUAUCAUGUCGUGUUUGAGAGGAAGAGGGAGCUGUAUGAUGUGGAGAGACGGUAAUGGCUUUCAAGGGACUUGGGCCUUCGCAGACGUACAGAGAGAAAGUUAUGACCGCACAUAAAAGCCUACUGUAAAAGCACGAUAUGGCUCUGUAUAGUGGAUUAGGCUGCCAUUUUGUCUCAGGUAUUAUAUUUUUACUUUGGCAGGCUUAUUGUCAGUGUCAAACACAACUGAGUACACAAAGAAGACGGUGCAAAUGGAUGAGUGGAGAUGCAACCACUGACGUGUCUACAUGUCUCCUGGUCACCAAAAUGUACAAACCAGACUGUCAGGACAACAGUCGCACUAGGCCUGAAGCCCAACCUCAGCCAAAGCGUGGCAGUAUAAUUUCAUCACACCACUGAGAAUCUGCAGACACCCUCUGAGAUCAUAACGAUGCCAUUUAAGACACUGGAGUGAUCCAAUGAAAACCCACCGUUUUAUGUUCACUGCAGCUCCCACUUCAAACAUUACACAGAAGUAUGAUGUCAAUUGGUCUCGCAUAAUUUGGCUCAAUCUAUUUGAAGUAUGUAAAAAUAAAUACGACUGAUGU